Molecule: messenger RNA, 1875 nt
Organism: Hemisphaericaspora subhashii
Lineage: Eukaryota; Fungi; Ascomycota; Pichiomycetes; Serinales; Debaryomycetaceae
Exons: 1
Coding region: 1-1875 (624 amino acids)
Source: RefSeq, a predicted model, not a curated record
AUGGCAUCAAAUAAAUCAAGUGGUAGUAGUAACAGUAAUACCAACAGUAAUGGCAGCAACAACAGCAACAAUCUAAACCCACAGACACAAUGGCAACAACAGCAACAACAACAACAACAACAAAAUCAAUCAGUUGGUGGAUCACAACAAGUUUAUAAUUUACCAGGAGUUAUUAAUUAUUUAACAUCAGAAUUCACCAAUUUAGAAAGAUAUAAGAUCAUGACAAAUAUUGAAAAAUCAGAAAUGAAAUUUAAAAUUGUUCAAUUGCAGGGGGAAGUUAAUAGUUUGAAAUUCAUUAAUCAUAAACAGAAAGUAAAGAUUGAUAAAUUAGAACAAGAGAAUAGAUGUUUAAAAUUGAAAUUAGGAGAGGAGGACCAGAAGGAAGAGGUGGAGGGAGGUGACGGUGAUGUGAUUGUAGAAGAUAGUGAAGGAAUCCCAAAGAUUGAUUUACUGAUGAUUAAGAAAUCAAAACAACAAUUAAAUAAAUCAAUGAAGGAGAUUAUGAAUCUAUUAAAAGCUCCAUCAUCUAAAAACUACAUAAAUCUCCCACCUCAUCCUGAUCAAACUAAUACCAUACCAGCGAUCGCUCCAGAACUGAAUGAAUUUGAUGUUUUGAUAGAUAACAACACGGUAGACAAUCAAGUUGAAGCAUUCUUAUUCCAAGAAAUAUCAGCUGCUAACAACAAGACUGGUUCAAACAAAUCCAAUAAGAAACAACGGAGUGGUGGUGGUGAUAGUUCUGUUAUUUCACAAUUCUUUUCUGAUGAGCCAUAUAAUUUAGAUGUGAUCGAGAGUCCAUCUAGAUUGGAGAUUAAGAAUGGGAGUGAUGAGGAUAAGGAAUCUUAUUAUGAUAAUAUUUUGGUUGAGGAUGGUCCAAGUGAGGAUCUUUCUGAUGUUGAAACUAUUGCUUCUACUGUGAUAUUAGAGGAUGCUGAUGAUGAGGAGGAGGAGGCGGAACCGGAGGAAGAAGAGAGGGAGCAAGAGCAAGAGCAUGUAGAAGUGGAUGACAAUGGGGAUGAUGAAAUAGUUGGGGUAAUCUCUCCCCAUCCUAGUCCAGAACCUGAAUUAAUUGAUUUUAAUGAUCCAGAAUAUGAGAAUUUGGAUGUAUUUGAUAGUGAAAAUGUUAGUAUUUAUUUAAAUUCAAUGUCAGCAACUGAUCAUACAAAAAUGACUGUAACAAACAAUAAUAUUGAAGAUGAUGAUGAUAAUGAUAAUGCAAAAGUAUUAUUAAUUAAGGAAUUUGAUUUAGAUAUUGAACCUAAUCGAAUAUGUAAUAUAUUCCCAUUAAUAAUCCAUUCACAAACUAAUGUAAGUGUAUUUUUAUUAAUCUAUAAAAAUGGAGAAGUUAGAGCAUUAAUAUUUGAUAGUCAGGGUGGAUCGAAACAAGAAACUAUAAUUAAUAUAAAAUCAAUAAUUAAAGAAGUUUUAUCAAGUUCAAUAAUUGAAUUUAAGAAUAAAACAAAUGAAAAAUCAAAAUAUAUUGGAUUAGCAAUUGGUGGGACUGCAAGUAACAACAAUCAAUUUUUAUUAAAAGUGUAUCAAAUCAAAUUUCAUAGAUCUGAUAAUAAUAUUCAAAGCAAAGAGAUUGGAAGUUAUAACAAGAAUUUCUUAAUGAAGGGAAAGCAACAAAGUAGUGCAAGUGGUGAUCAUCAUAUAUCAUUUGCAGGAUGGUAUGUGAAUGAGAAGGCACAUCCACAUGCUGCACCUACUAUUCCAACUCCAUUAUUAAAGGGAAAGCAGCAACAACCAAAUAAUAGUAGUAAUGUAUCAUGUGAUGAUGAUAGUUUGGGUAUUUAUGAAUUAUUAUAUAAGGUUGAUGAUAAGACUUUUGAAUUGAAUCUUGUACUGAGAAAGAGUAAUGUAUUUAGAGAGUAG